This is a messenger RNA of Phytophthora sojae, 1929 nucleotides long. RefSeq lists its product as hypothetical. Gene Ontology annotation, cellular component: plasma membrane. The coding region runs from base 1 to 1929 and encodes 642 amino acids. Gene Ontology annotation, biological process: transmembrane transport. The record is from RefSeq and is a predicted model, not a curated record. NCBI's taxonomy places the organism in Eukaryota, Oomycota, Peronosporomycetes, Peronosporales, Peronosporaceae. Gene Ontology annotation, molecular function: D-glucose:sodium symporter activity. The transcript has a single exon.
AUGGUCGAGCUGUACACCCAAACGGUGCCCGACACCUCUGGCGGCGCCAAGGUGAACGCCGGCGACAUCGUCAUCAUCGUGGCGGUGCUGUUCUUCACAAUGGUCGUGGCCGUCGUCGCCUCCAUCCAAGCUGGCGAGAGCCACUUGGCCAAGUACUUCCCCUGCAUCAAGCAGACCAAACGCACCGAGGGUCAAGCGCUGGAGUCACCUGCCGGAGACGCCUACCUGGUAGCAGAGACCCCGACGAAGAAGCUCCCGGCCGGUGACGAGCGCGGGCCGCGCUCGUCACCGGCCGCGCUGCGCGGCUCAACGAUCUCGCAACAACGUCCCUCGGCCUCGCUGAUUGCUCGGGAUGGACCGGAGCACCAAGUCAACGAGGUGUCCAACUUCUUCCUGGCGGACCGCGGCAUGCAAUGGUACUUCGUGGGCGGCGCCCUGUUUGCCAGCAACAUCGGCGCCGAGCACUUCAUCGGCAUGGCUGGCGACGGCGCUCGUCGCGGCAUUGCCGUGGCCAUGUACGAGUGGUAUGCUGCCAUCUUGAUCCUGUGCCUCGGCUGGAUCUUCUCCCCCAUUUACCGCCGCUGCGGCGUGUACACGACUCCGGAGUACCUCGAGUACCGCUUUGGUGCUCCGUGCCGUCACUACCUGUCGCUCAUCACGGUCAUCAUGUACGUCUUGACCAAGAUGAGUGCCAGUAUCUACGGCGGUGCCAUCGUCUUCCAGGCCACGUUGGGCUGGAACCUGUACCUCGGAGCCGGCGUCUGCAUCUGCCUCAGCGCCAUGUACAGCAUCGCCGGUGGUCUGCGCGCCGUCAUGUACACGGAUCUGUUCCAGAUGUGCGUCUUCACGCUGGGCGGCCUCGUGGUGUUCGCGUACUCGGUGAACCAGAUCGGCGGGUUUGAGGGCAUUCGGGAGAACCUGGACAACCAGGACCGUUCGGGCUGGUUCCACCUCUGGAAGCCGACGGACGACCCCGACUACCCGUGGACUGGAAUGAUCUUCGGCCAGCCUCUGGGCUCGAUCUGGUACUGGUGCAUGGAUCAGGACCUCGUGCAGCGGGUGCUGUCUGCCAAGGACACGGCCAACGCCAAGGCUGGCUGCUCGUUCGCCAGUAUGCUCAAGGUGCUCCCUCCGUUCCUGAUCGUCAUCCCCGGCAUUAUUGCCAGCAUCUACUUCGACUUCAGCAAGAUUGAGGACGGCACCGAUGCGGCGUACCCGACGCUACUGACGGAGAUGAUGCCGCACGGAAUCAUCGGCCUCAUGAUCUCCAGUAUCAUCACAGCUAUGAUGUCGAGUCUGGCCUCCGUGUUCGCUGCCGGCUCGUCGGUCAUCACCAACGACAUCUACCUCAAGUUCCGCCCCGAUGCGUCGCACAAGCAGCUCGUGUGGGUCGGUCGUAUGAGCAUCCUCGUCUUCGCCGUGCUGAGCUUCUGCUGGAUCCCCAUCAUGCGCAACGGAACGGGUCUCUACGAGCAGAUUGUCGAGAUCCAGAGCUAUCUGACGCCUCCUAUUGGUAUCGUGCUCGUGCUUGGUGUCGCCUGGAAGCCGACGAAUGUGUACGGCGCGUUCUCGGCUAUGAUUGUGGGUGGGCUGCUUGGCUUCUCGCGCCUCAUCUUCGUGACGAUCAAGGACGACAGCAUGGACGGAGACCUGCCUGGCAUCUGGAACACCUUCUUCUACAUGAACUUCCAGCACUUCGCCCUGUUGCUGUGGGUCACCGCCAUGGUGGUGUGUGUCGUGGUGAGUCUUCUGACGCAGAACAAAUGCCCUCCGAAGGAGGACGUGCGCAAGUACAUGAUCCACUGGGACAAGGUCCUCAAGCUCGAUGCCACGGAGCUUGUCAAGCCCAUGUGGGUCAACGUCCUCGUUGCCGGCAGUGGCAUUGCCGCUCUUGCUGUCACGUUCAGCAUGUGGAUUUACUUCGCGUAA